Messenger RNA from Eubalaena glacialis (North Atlantic right whale), 2148 nucleotides. It is a transcript of the gene CCDC13, whose product is annotated as coiled-coil domain containing 13. Bases 1 to 2148 code for a protein of 715 amino acids. Gene Ontology annotation, cellular component: centriolar satellite. NCBI's taxonomy places the organism in Eukaryota, Metazoa, Chordata, Mammalia, Artiodactyla, Balaenidae. The record is from RefSeq and is a predicted model, not a curated record. The transcript is spliced from 15 exons. Gene Ontology annotation, biological process: cytoplasmic microtubule organization; non-motile cilium assembly.
AUGGCAGAGGAUGAAGGCUCACAGGACACCUUGAGGCUCCAGUUCAGGGCCAUGCAGGAGAUGCAGCACAGAAGGUUACAGAAGCAGAUGGAGAAACGGAAGGAAAAAGAACUUAGCCUCCAAAGCAGAGUUGAUGACCAAAAAGAGCCCCUGGAGAUCUCUGAUGGCCUCAGCGUCCUCCAAGCCGGGGAGCAGAACUCAAAAACCAGCUUUGAACAGAGGAUGCUUGAAGACGAGAUCGAACGGCUUCGGGAUCAACUCAGGGAAACAGUGGAUGAGAACGGGCGAUUGUAUAAGUUGCUGAAGGAGAGGGACUUUGAAAUCAAACACCUCAAAAAGAAAAUAGAAGAGGACAGAUUUGCCUUCACAGGGACGGCUGGUGUGGCUGGGGACGUGACUGCCACCAAGAUCGUUGAGUUGUCCAAAAAGAACCGCGUGCUGAUGGCAGAGUCCGAGGGUGCGAAGACCAGAGCGAGGCAGCUGAGCAACCGCAUCCAGGAGCUGGAGCGAGAGCUGCAGAUGGCCCUGGCCAGGCUGCCAGCCAAGGGGGCCACCGACGCAGGAGCCAAGCUGCCGAAGGCCCAGAUGGGAGACAGAGCCUUGCAGGACAGCCCAGAGGUGAAGGUCUUGCAGGACAGGCUGGCGGCCACAAACCUGAAGAUGAGUGACCUCCGCAACCAGAUCCAGGCUGUGAAGCAGGAGCUCCGGAUGGCCCAGAAGGUGUUAACCAGUGAGGUUGGGGAAGAUGUGAACAUCCAGCAGCUCCUGUCCUCGCCUGGGACGUGGAGGGGUCGGGCUCAACAAAUUCUCGUCUUGCAGAGCAAGGUUCGAGAGCUUGAGAAACAGCUGGGACAGACUCGGAGCCGGUCGGUAGAAACAGCCAGUGAUGAGUUGUCUGUCUAUCCCGAUCCAAGGAAGCUGUCGGCACAGGAGAAAAAUCUGCUGAGGAUCCGCAACCUGGAGAGGGAAAAACAGGAAAGCUGGGAGAAACUUGCAGCAGAGCGGGAUGCCCUCCAGAGAGAGCUCGAAGAGCUGAAAAAGAAGUUUGAGGGCGUGAGGUCCCGGAACAAGGUGCUGUCGAGCGAAGUGAAGACCCUCAGGAGUCAGAUGGGGACCCUCGUGGAGAAGGGCCGGCAUGACGACGAGCUCAUCGACGCUCUCAUGGACCAGCUGAAGCAGCUACAGGAGAUUCUGGGCAGCCUGAGUCUGCAGGAGGAGAAGACGCGAGUGUCCCAGCACCACCUGGACCAGCAGCUCAACAAUGAGGCCCAGCAGAGCAGCAGCCUCGUGGCCCAGCUGCGGGCCACGGUGGCUGAGCGGGAGGCCAAGGUGCGGCAGCUGGAGGUGGAGAUCGGGCAACUCAGUAUGCAGUAUCUUCGGAAUAAAGGAGUAGGCGAGGGGUCCAGUGGGCCCGAGGUCAACCCGGCCUCCACCAAGUUCCCCGAGGACCCAGGCCUGACCAAGUCCCCGGCCUCAGCAGGCGAUCACGCUGGCAGGCUUGGAUCUUCUCGCUCCGUGACCAGCCUGGGCCACACACUGGUGGAAUCUGCUCUCACAUGGCCUUCCCUGCACGGUCCUCACGGGCCCUCACCCAGGUUCUCGGACUCCCCAGAACAAAAAGCCUGGCAGACACAGGUGACAGAGUUCAAAGCCCUGUGGCAGGCCGCUGAGGUGGAGCGUGACCGGCUCACCGAGUUUGUCACCGUUCUGCAGAAACGGGUGGAGGAGAGCAACAGCAAGCUUCUGGAGUCAGAGAGGAAGCUGCAGGAGGAGCGGCACCGCACCGUGGUGCUGGAGCAGCACCUGGAGAAGAUGCGCCUGGAGCCUGGGAGGACGUCAGCUUCUCAGAGAGCAGCCCCCAGGAGCAAAACAGGUGUGCCCACCUCUAACACCAGGCACAACCCAAAGGAGAGUGAGAGGAAGGACCCAUCUUCCGCCCAGAUCUCCAGUGUGCCCGUGGAAUCCCAGAUGGAGGAGCUGACCACCAGGCUGGCCAUCCAGGUGGAGGAGAACGAAAUGCUGAAGGCUGCCCUAGGCAGUGCCCUCCAGGGAAAGGAGGAGGACUUCCAAAUGUACCAUGAGACCCUGGGCCAGGUGAAAGGGGUCUUCCUGCAGGCCCUGCGGCAGCAGAAGGCGGACAAGCACUAG